UCAAAAUAUCAAAAUGUGAACGACAACAAAAGGCAAAAAUGGUUUGGCAUGGAACGUGUUAAUUGUGAUCGAUUUGCGCAGACGGCGGUGAUACGAGGGACUCUAUUGGGGAUUCAACAAAUGCAAAAGGACGCCGGUGGCAAGGGGGGUGUUAUCGUAAACAUAUCGUCUGUGGCUGGUCUGUACUCGUUAUCUCAGCUUCCAGUAUAUUCCGCCACCGAGCACGCUGUGGUCUGCUUCAGUCGUUCGUUUGCGCUACCUUAUCAUUACGAGAAGACUGGCGUAAGGAUAAUGGUACUGUGCCCUGAGCUUUCUCACAGGUCCAACCCAGAUGUGAAAGAUUUGGAAGGCGAUCCCUCGCGGGAUGAAGUAAUACAGAAAUACAUCCGAAGAGUGGACAGCGUGGCACACGGAUUAGUUUACGUGAUCAGAUGCGCUCAGAAUGGAAGUAUUUGGAUCAGUGAGGAUGGGAAACCUGUCUACGAGAUACAACUGUUCGACACCCUACCGCAAAAAUAGUCUCACCGUGCGCGAGAAUGAGGAUUAAAUUAUUGAAUUUUGUAAAUAUGAUAUUACAACCGUGUUGCAAAUGUAUAUAAUACGUAUUUUUAUAUUAUAUAAGUUUCCAAGAAUAAUAAGCAACGAUAAGUAAAAUUACCACUGUUUAUACUUUAAUAGAGAAAUAAAAUCCCAGAAUGAUUUGCGA
This is a messenger RNA of Heterotrigona itama, 706 nucleotides long. The record is from the annotation of a GenBank genome assembly. NCBI's taxonomy places the organism in Eukaryota, Metazoa, Arthropoda, Insecta, Hymenoptera, Apidae.